AGACACAGAGCUAAAAAGCGCUACUACUUUACUGCUACGACCUGCCUCCACGCCUUACCACCGCUUUCAGUCCUGCUCCAGGAGGCUGAUUUCCGCACUCCCUUCUGUCUCCGCCCAUCCCCCCCUCCCCAUCUCGGCGGCAUCCUGGUGGUCCCUAGGCGUGUGUUCUGGUAUCAUUCGCCUCUUGUUAGUUUCAGACUUUUCGAUCCUAGUUUCUUGUUGUUCGAGUGAACCUCGCUCUGCUACCCUCAAUGCUCGGAGGGAGCUCGGAGCGGGAUUCUCUACCAUCGAAUUCUGACACCCGCACGGGAGAAGCGUCCAUGCCUGUCGCAACGAGUCAACCCGGCUCUAUUCCUGAAUCGUCGCCUCAGGUUCACGUCACCGGUACCGAUGCGUCGCCUACGUCCAAUUCGUUAGAGUCCCCCGAGACGGCUCCGACGCCCGUAGAAUCGACUCCGAUUCCCGAAGGUGCCUCUGCCGCCAGUUCUGCAGAUGUAUCCAAGAAACAGCACCUGCUUCCCGUGCCAUCCCGGACAUCCUUGAAAGCGGAAAGACAAUCCACAUUAGACAACUCCCAGGAUACUGCCAAUGACGACUCAGAAAACACACUUCGAGGCUCGAGGAGAAGUAUUCUAAAGGGGCGAAGGGACAGGAGCAAAGGGAGCAGCAUGAGGUCACGACGGAGGAAUGAGGAGAGCACGGUCAUGGAAGAGAAUAAAACAGAUCCUGACUUGCGAGAGCCUGCCAAGGUGGAGAAGAAGAGCAGGGUUUCAUCCCGGCUGUUUGCAUUCCUGAGCUGUUGCUCAUCUUCCAAUGUUGAUCCCGACGAUACGGCCAUCCCCGCGAAGAGGACAACUCGCCGACCAUCAGUCCCAAGCACUCAGCCUACUCCAGAAAAGGCUGAAACCCACCAGGGUGAUUCGAGCACUGCGGAGUCCAAGGAGCCGAGCUACUAUCGAGAUGAGAAAGCAAAUACGACUGUGACAUCCGACCAGCCGCCAUCGCAGGUGGACGAAGAGCAGACCGUCAGUGGCCCCGAUCAAAGCUCGCAGCUCGAUGGCACGGUGUCGUCUCCGGCCCAGCCUGAAUCGGCUCACGACCCUCCUUCGCAGAAGGAGAAGUCUGAAGCACGGGAGACAGUGGCAGCGCAACAUGAACCCAGUGCUGUUCCGCCGCGUACUGUAACGGAGAAAGUCGAGGAGCCUGCCCAGAAGCCUGAGGAACGUGUAACGUUCUCAGUGCCACCGCAGAGAGUCGACGAUUCUUCUGCCCAAACGGACGAGUCCCCCGUAAAACCAUCUGUACCUGAUAGCGUUGGCCCGAAGGACGAGAAGUACUCCACGCACGAAGAAGAGGCAACUGAUCUACCAGCCGAGCUACCGCCGCCGCCGCCGCCGCCACUCUUUCCUUCCGAGCAACAGCCAGAAAACGAUAGUCACGACAGGGAGCAACAAUGGCUGCUCCCCCCACCUCAGCCUCACUUACGCGACCGGAAAUGCCUGGUCCUUGACUUGGAUGAAACCUUGGUCCAUAGUAGUUUUAAGGUUCUUGAGCGAGCUGAUUUCACCAUUCCCGUGGAGAUCGAGGGUCAAUACCAUAAUAUCUAUGUGAUCAAGCGGCCUGGGGUCGACCAGUUCAUGAAACGGGUCGGGGAGCUGUACGAAGUUGUCGUGUUUACCGCAUCUGUCUCGAAGUACGGCGAUCCAUUGUUGGAUCAACUGGACAUCCACAAUGUUGUCCACCAUCGGCUUUUCAGGGACAGUUGCUACAACCACCAAGGCAACUAUGUGAAGGAUCUUUCUCAAGUUGGUCGCGACCUCCGAGACACGAUAAUUAUCGAUAAUUCUCCCACGUCCUAUAUAUUCCACCCUCAACACGCGAUACCCAUCAGCAGCUGGUUCUCUGACGCCCAUGAUAAUGAGCUUCUUGAUCUGAUCCCCGUUCUAGAAGAUCUCGCUGGUACACAAGUGCAAGACGUGAGUCUGGUCCUUGACAUUGCAUUGUAAUGUCUGUACACUAGCCCGGCAUUUCAUUUCAGCGUGCUUGGUUUGGUUAUUCUUCGCCUUGCGGGCACCAUCAGAUCAUAGAAAAGAUAAAUUUCGGUCGAUUUCCUUUGUUCAAUACCCGCCGAUACGUCGAGCCCU
Molecule: messenger RNA, 2144 nt
Organism: Aspergillus caelatus
Lineage: Eukaryota; Fungi; Ascomycota; Eurotiomycetes; Eurotiales; Aspergillaceae
Gene: psrA
Product: putative general stress response phosphoprotein phosphatase Psr1/2
Exons: 4
Coding region: 252-2006 (584 amino acids)
Cellular component (GO): plasma membrane
Molecular function (GO): phosphoprotein phosphatase activity
Source: RefSeq, a predicted model, not a curated record